This is a messenger RNA of Hippoglossus stenolepis (Pacific halibut), 9900 nucleotides long. It is a transcript of the gene slc8a1b, whose product is annotated as solute carrier family 8 member 1b. Gene Ontology annotation, cellular component: sarcolemma; postsynapse; axon. Gene Ontology annotation, biological process: calcium ion import across plasma membrane; cell communication; sodium ion transmembrane transport. Gene Ontology annotation, molecular function: calcium:sodium antiporter activity. Lineage: Eukaryota; Metazoa; Chordata; Actinopteri; Pleuronectiformes; Pleuronectidae. The record is from RefSeq and is a predicted model, not a curated record. The coding region runs from base 474 to 3311 and encodes 945 amino acids. The transcript has 11 exons.
AGGGGAGGAAUGAGGAAGAAGUCCUCCUCGCUCGUCUCGCGCGCCUCGUCCCAGCUCGUGCGGGUUUGCUGAUGCAGCGGCUCCGGUCACCGGAUCCUACAGGUCGCCCCGGUCCCGCCGCGUGGAAACGAGGAGUCGAGCGGAAACAGAUCCACGGAGGAGCUGCCGGUGCAUGGGAAUCUCCUCACCCCUCCUCACCCCCCCUCACCCCUCCUCCUGCGCGCCUCGCUCGCUGGACACGCCGCGUAUAAGAGCUCCCUGCGUCUCCAUUACCAUUCCCCACUACUGGCGUACCUCUACUCCUCCUCCGCCUCCUCCUCCGCCUCCUCCUCCUCCUCCUCUGCUUCUUACUUCUUCAGUGGAGCUGUGGAGCCGUAGUGCCGCUCGUACGCCUCCGGACUGUGGACACUCUGGACACGAAGAUUGAAGAUCCUCAUUCAUCGUCACCUCGUGGUUCUGGUCCGGACGUCACCAUGGGCCGCUGGGAUCACUCCCUCCUGUCCCCUGCCCCGAGGCUAGCAGUCGUCACGGUGAUUCUCCUCCUCCAACUCCAGCUCUCGUUGGCUGGCGCGCCGCCUGAGCCGAACUUGGGCGACUCGGUUUUUGCAGUGUCCACCAAUAAAACCGAGUGCUCCAAGCCCGAGGCGUGCGCACGAGGGGUGGUGCUGCCUAUUUGGGAGCCGCAGAAUCCGUCGUUUGGCGACAAGGUUGCCCGGGCUACAGUUUACUUUGUGGCCCUGGUCUACAUGUUCUUGGGUGUGUCCAUCAUCGCUGACCGUUUCAUGGCGUCGAUAGAGGUCAUCACGUCACAGGAAAAGGAGAUCACCAUCAAGAAACCCAACGGGGAAACCACCACCACGACUGUUCGAAUCUGGAACGAGACCGUGUCCAAUCUCACCCUCAUGGCUCUGGGCUCUUCAGCUCCUGAGAUCCUGCUGUCCGUCAUAGAGGUCAUGGGUCACGGGUUCCAGGCGGGCACGCUGGGCCCCUCCACCAUCGUGGGCUCCGCGGCAUUCAACAUGUUCGUCAUCAUCGGGCUUUGUGUGUACGUGGUGCCUGACGGGGAGACGAGGAGGGUCAAGCACCUCCGUGUCUUCUUCGUCACGGCCACCUGGAGUAUCUUCGCCUACAUUUGGCUCUACCUGAUCCUGUGUGUGAUCUCGCCGGGCGUGGUGCAGGUGUGGGAGGCGCUGCUCACGUUCAUGUUCUUCCCCAUCUGCGUGGUCUUUGCCUGGGUGGCUGACCGCCGCCUGCUUUUCUACAAGUACGUGUACAAGCGCUACCGCACUGGCAAGCAACGUGGAAUGAUCAUCGAGACCGAGGGCGACCGUCCACUUCCUUCCAAGGUGGACAUCGAGAUGGACGGGAAGAUGCUGAACUCUCAUGGUGUCGACUUCCUGGACGGGCCCCUGGGUUUGGAUCUGGACGAGAAGGAUCUGGACGAGGAGGAGACCCGCAGAGACAUGGCCAAGAUCCUGAAGGAGCUCAAACAGAAGCACCCGGACAAGGAGGUGGAACAACUCAUUGAGCUCGCCAACUACCAAGUCCUGAGCCAGCAGCAGAAGAGUCGUGCUUUCUACCGUUGCCAGGCCACUCGGCUGAUGACAGGCGCUGGCAACAUCCUGAAGAAACACGCCGCCGAUCAGGCCCGAAAGGCCGUCAGCAUGCACGAGGUUCGCUCUGAUGUCGGUGACAACGACCCCAUCUCCAAGAUCCUCUUUGAGCCCGGUUCCUACCAGUGCCUCGAGAACUGUGGCACCGUGGCCGUCAACGUGAUGCGGCGCGGCGGCGACCUGGGCAAAACUAUUACUGUGGACUACCGGACAGAAGACGGGACGGCCAACGCUGGAUCGGACUACGAGUUCACAGAGGGCGUGGUGGUGUUCAAGUCCGGUGAGACGCUGAAAGAGAUCCGCGUGGGGAUCAUUGAUGACGACAUCUUUGAGGAGGAUGAAAACUUCCUGAUUCACCUGUCCAACGUCCGGGUGUUGACCUCUGAAGGCGAGGAGCCCGAUGAAGGCGAGGCCGCGAAUCACGUGGACUCGGUGGCCUGUCUCGGCCUACCCGCCACAGCGACCGUCACCAUCUUUGAUGACGACCACGCCGGUAUCUUUACGUUUGAGGAGCCUGUUUGCCAUGUGAGCGAGAGCGUCGGCACCAUGGAGGUGAAGGUGCUGAGAACGUCGGGGGCUCGCGGCGUGGUCACGGUGCCGUACAAGACGGUGGAGGGAACGGCACGAGGCAGCGGGGAGGACUUCGAAGACUCUCACGGCGUCUUGGAGUUUCAGAACGACGAGAUCUUGAAGAGCCUAACCAUUAGGAUCUUAGACCGGGAGGUGUACAAUAAGCAGUCCUCCUUCUACGUUCUGCUCGAAACCCCCCAAUGGAGACGCAGCAGGAAGGAACGGACAGAAGAACAGCAGAAGGAAGAGGUGGAGGAAGAAGAAGCGCUGACAGGAAAAGACGAUGAGGAGCGCCGCAUCGCUGAUAUGGGCCGGCCCAUGCUGGGAGACCACGUCAAACUGGAGAUCAUCAUCGAGGAGUCGUACGAGUUCAAGAACACCGUGGACAAGCUGAUCAAGAAGACCAACCUGGCUCUGCUGGUGGGAACCAACAGCUGGAGAGACCAGUUCAUAGAGGCCAUCACUGUGAGCGCAGGUGAGGACGAUGACGACGACGAGUGCGGGGAGGAGAAGCUGCCGUCAUGUUUCGACUACGUCAUGCACUUCCUCACCGUGUUCUGGAAGGUUCUGUUCGCCUUCGUCCCGCCCACAGACUACUGGAACGGCUGGGCCUGUUUCGUCGUGUCCAUAUGCAUGAUCGGCCUGCUCACCGGCCUCAUUGGGGACCUUGCUUCUCAUUUCGGCUGCACAGUCGGCCUGAAGGACUCCGUCACAGCCGUCGUCUUUGUUGCCUUGGGAACCUCUGUACCAGAUACCUUUGCCAGUAAGGUCGCUGCGAUCCAGGAUCAGUACGCAGACGCCUCCAUCGGUAAUGUGACGGGCUCGAAUGCUGUCAACGUGUUCCUGGGCAUCGGGGUGGCGUGGUCCAUCGCAGCCAUCUACCACCAAAGCAAUGGGGAGGAGUUCAGGGUGGACCCCGGCAGGCUGGCCUUCUCCGUCACCCUCUUCACCAUCUUUGCCUUUGUCGCCGUCGGCACACUGAUGUACCGACGGAAGCCGGAGAUCGGUGGCGAGUUGGGCGGGCCUCGGACUGCGAAGGUCCUGACCACCAUGCUGUUCGUCAGCCUGUGGCUCCUCUACAUCCUCUUCUCCUCACUGGAGGCCUACUGUCACAUCACGGGCUUCUAAGAUGACAAGGAGACGACGAAGGAAAGGAGAACAUGGAAGGAGAAGCCAAGGGGAGGUGGGUGAAGGGAUGGAUUUGCAAAUCAAGACUGUCUCAUAGAUCUAUCACUCCCCCCCCUUUACGCAAUAGAUUGAAUGAGGGAUGAAUGGAUGGAUGUACAGAUGAAGGAAUGGAGGACGCAUUAAAGCAUCUUAUAGCAGAAUCUGAAGGAGUAUGGAGACAUUGAAGGAUGACAGCAGACAGGAGAAUCGUGGGAUCAAGAGAAAUGGCUCAGAAGAUGGAAAAAUUGUUGGAAAAUGAAUAAACUAAGGAAUACAUGUUUUGUCUCAACCUAUAAAUCCAAACCAAUCAAGCUGUCUUGAACCUGCCCCUGUUCGAGAAACGAAUCCGCAAAGUCACAAACACAGAAAUAAACACACAGCUGGUUCAACGUACUGAAAUCGAAACAAGUCUUAAUAAAACGAGGAGCGAGAAGAAUUACCAACGUACUGACGCACCGGCGCGGCUCCCGGGAGGCGUGGCUUCAACAACGGCGUUCAUCCUCUGUCACGGGAGCUGUGCAGCUCCCGCAUCCCGCUGCAGUGAGAGGAGACUGCAUCAGUGUGUACAUGCAUGACCAGACCAACCUGAAAACACAAUCAGAAGAGGACGGACAUAUUGCCAUAACUGUUUAAUGACAACAAACUGUGAGCGUGCUGCUGUGUGACUGUGUGUUUCUGUGCUUGUGUGUGUCGUGGGAAGAUGGUGAAGUACUGUGAUGAAAAAAAAAAACUCCUCGUUUUUCGCUGUCUCAGCAUGAGACGUGCUUUUCGUAUUCGAGGUUCUUUCUGGCUCUCGCCUCAAGAAACGCUGAGUAAUGCUUUGGGGGCACAUUCGAAGAAGCGAACAUCACUGAGGUUAGAGAUGUAAAUAAGAGCUGGACGUACGCCGCAGCUCCACGACUUUCCAUCUGAAUGUCUCGGUUCCGCCAUGCGCUCCUGAACGGGCCCUUUUCCGUUGCUUCGUACUGUAGGUGUAACUGAUUUAAGGUCUAAUUUUAAUCGAGAAGGGGUUAGUGUGCUUUUACCUUUAAUAAGGCCGCGUCUGAGGACACAAAAUGGCCGCUCUACCGUUUAAAACUGUUAGAGAAGCUAUUAUCAUUGCAUAAAUAUCUAGGUUAAUAUUACGUGUUUUGUUUUUUUUUAAACUGUGGAAUUCUGUUACCUGGUUUUCCACCAAGGAGAUCGCCACCAUCAUUGUCCAUCGUAACAUUGCAAUAGACUUUUUAACGUUAAGUACCGCCCUCAGUGAAACGUCAUCCUUGUUGUAGCUGCCUCUUGUCAUCGUUUCUCUCACGUUGAUGCCGAUUUUCUAUUGGUUCACUCGACAGCUUCGGUCAUUACCCCAGUGUGUCUUAACCACCUCCCGCUGGCUGGUCAGUGGACCAAUCAAAAUCCUCAAGGGCUUUGUAAGAAACAACCACUAAUCCCUUUUCCUGAUCCCUGAUUUAUGAUUCUUCGUACAGAUCGAGCCUCGGUGGGCUAUUUCACAGGGAUUUGUAUUCCCCCGACCUCAUACAUCACUCGCUUAGUUGGUAGGAAUUUGCUUCAGUGCGGCUUUAAGAGAAAAAUCUACAAAAAAAAACAAGACGAUAAAAUAAGUAACACAGCUUCAUUUAGUGCAGACAUCGACCGGCCAAGUAUCCAGAGUUACACAAAUAUCAGAGCCGCAGACACAGCUUCUGAUGGGAGAAUUUCCCAGUUGAUUACAAAGUCUGCUUAUAAAUCGCAAUAAGCCUUAUUCCAAAUUACACCUGCUAUGGUUUUCCCCCAGGCGGCCUCCACUACCUUUAUAUACAGGCCCUGGAAACCAACGAAGUAUUGGCUGUUGGUGUGGAGGUAGUUUGACUAACCGAUAAGGUACCGACAGUAACAUGGGGUACAUCUUUAUUUAUCUCUUUUUAUAAACUCAGAGGUUUGACAACCACUCGUACACACCCGCCCUCUGUGACCUGUCUUACGAAGUGAGUUCAUCCACUGUACGUUGGGCUCUCGUGAUAUCUGGCUCUUUAUCCAGCUUUGAGCAAGUUCGUAUGAAAGUGUCUUGACUUUUUAUGGUGUAGUUUAAAGGCUCAUUUAUGCACAACAUCAGAUACAGAAGCAGAUAGAGCCUGCUAUCCGUCCUAUCCAUUCAUUUAACACACAUCUUCUGAAAGCUUACGGAUACAGACCAAACAGCAGUACUACACGAAACCAUGGGGGGGCAGUGUAGUCCAUAGUUGAAGCGAGACGUGAGGGAGAUACUUCUUCAGUUGUUCAGAAGGUUCCUUGUAGGGAGAACAUCUAGAUUCUCACUAUGCCCUCGAGUGUGGGCAGCGACGGAUCCUUGUUUAAAACAGACGCUUAUCUCUUCUUACGUAAAAGUAGCAUAAAUGAGCCUUAAGCUGAUGCUAAUUCGUCGUGUAGCCAAGGUGAUCUACGCUGGUGAAAAGUUAACUAAAGUGUAACUCACUUUAUAAUACAGGCCCACACAGGUUCUAAGAUGAGUUCCCUGUAGUGUAAGUUAUUCAUUUGAGGUUUUAACAACGAGCUCUGUUUCUACGCCCUCUUCGAACUGACGUUUGAGCUGGGAUGUUACGAAAGGUUUGUGCAUGAGGGGACAGGGUCGUUCUUCCAGCCCGAUUAAUGUGGGGAUGGUUUGAAAGGCAACUUGAAAAUACUCAGAGUUCUGUUUUAAGACAAAAGAUACCAAACAUGAUCUCACGCAACAGCCGGGUACCUUUGAAAACCAAUUUGCCGAACACUAGACGAGCUAGGAAACAUGAAUCAAUACUGGAACACUGGCAACACCAGAAUAUUUAACUUUCCAAAUCAACCACAUUUUAGUGCAAACGUAACCAACUGUCAUUAUCACAGGCUCCGAGUCACUGGCAAAGAAAUACAUCCAAAGUUUGUGUUUUUUUGCACAAAUGAAAAGUAUCAAGUCUCCUGAAUCACGUGCAGAACUUAAAUCUUCAAGCCUACAGCGACUAUCAGAGAGUUCACGCUCCAGACUGUUAACUACUUUACUCGUUCAGCCAAAAUACCUAAAUCUCAAUGUUCACAAACCUUACUGUAUAUGUAGGCAUUCGAAAAGUCCAUAGUUUAAAUGGCACUACACUGUAUGCAUCUGAAUUGGCCAGAAUUUUCCUGCUGAUGUUGUGUUUUUUUACUUGAUGUAUUAUAUAAUAAGUAGUGUUUUAAAUGUCAUCUGUAGAGUAAGUAGUCUGGGCUCGAUCCACAGACAGCUUUCAACCCCUGUGAGAGAGUAGAGCUGAGCAGAGCCCUGGAUUGGACGAGUUUGGCAAAUCCCGAGUAUCUUGAAGAGGAAGAUAACUUUAAAUUCUGUCGCACCAAAUCGUGCACUUGGGACUCGAGAACCACUCCAGGACGACCGGAUAAAAAAUGUCAGUGUCCCAGUAAAACAUCAAAUAGAUUUGAAAUGUGGCCGAUCUCACAAAUUCCAACGAAAACGUUCUAAAUGCUGCAAAUGUCGAGCGUUUGUGGAGGAACUCCAGAAUGAAAUGACCCUUUGGCAGCCGAAAACUGAAGAAUAAGUGAGAUGUCCGAUUGCUUGCAUUUGCCAAACACUGCACAACGUGUGGCUCUCCGUUAGAGUAGCUGUUCUCAUGUGAAGGCCUUGGAGUGGCAGUUUACCCCUGUUUUGCCAAAGGGAAAUCUUUCUAUCACAAUCUUAAUAUUUGCAGUCCGACCUGUGAAGGGUUUUAUAACCAGUGGAACUUUCUUAAAACACCAAAUAUUAUUCAUACUUCAUUACCACUCUGAAAGGAGACAAACAGACGCCUUGAUAUUGUUUAAGCGCUAACUAGAACCUUUCUAUUUAAAUUUGUAUGCAUUUGUCUCUUCACUGGCAUGGGGCUGAAGGUUUAUACACUGUAAAAAGUUAAUGCUAGCUUGCGCAAAAAAAAAAAAAGAAAUAAUGUAGAAGCAGAUUGCAUCACUUUUUGAGUAACUCUAACAAUUUAUUAUCUUAAAUAUAACUAAAUCAUGUUGGAUUUACUUAAAAUCGCCUGCUGCCUAAUUCGUCAGAGUGAACUUGUGGAGGAAGUAAAAAGCUUCGCAGUAACGUAGUUGUUAGCAUCGAGCUAGUUUGCUGCAUAAAUUUUCAAGAAGCUAACUUUUCUUUUUCAGUUAUGGGAGUUAGCUCUUUCGCUACGCCAGCUUUGUUGCACCACCUCUCUCUACCUUGACUCAAAGGCUAGUCUUACGCGGCGCUAAUGACAGGUUAGCCGUUCAAAGUGUUCGUACCAAGUUGGGAAGUUUGUCACAACUGCAACGUUUGUUUUUUCUAACUCGUCGAGGAAAGGAAUUGCAAAUGCACUUCGACUUAGCUUCCUACCUUGGUUGGGACGGCUCAGCGGUCAGACAGGCCAUCGCUGUACAUACGGUUUUACACUAAGACCAAGCGAGGAGUAGAAGAACAAGCUGUAGAUCGCAGUAGUGUUUGAUCUGAUUCUUCUUUGGUGGGGUUUUGACGAAGUGGGCAGGGUUUCAAAUGAAGGAAAAGCACUGGUUCUUUUCGCUUUGCGUGAAACGGCUGCUGCGUUGUUUCCUUAACAAAAGUUGCUUCUGGUGUUAACAGCAACAGAGAUUUUGUUGUUUUUUUGGACUCACAAUAAUAAUGUUGUACCUGAUGUAAGAAAAAAAAAAUACAAUGGUGUUGAAUCAGUUGUGUACCAUUAGCGACGUUGCUUCUGAUGUAAAGAUUGAUGAUUCGUUCGUUGCCUCGUUCGCUUCUUGACCGACCGACUCCCAACAGACUAACGGACUAAAGGAAGGACUGACGCCGGUGCGAGCCGAGCGCCGCGUCAGCAUUUAACGUACUGUUGGGGAAAAAGAAAAAGAGAAAACAUUACCGGAGCUAUUCUCUACGCUUAAAGUAAAAAAGGAGGAUGAUGAAGAGAGGAAGAAGGAAGACGAGGAGGAAGAAGAUAAAAAUUUAAAGACAAAAAAAAAAAUGAAGUUACAGCCAUACAUUGAUUUCUGGGUCAGUGAGACAGAAAUGGACUCCUCCUGCCCAGCAUGUGUAUUGUUAUGGUGUCUAUCUGUCCCUCUGUGUCUCUAACCCGUCUUUCUCCGCUGCCACAUUAACCAAACGGGCAGCAAAUCCUUUUUGUUCCGUCUUUCUCCUCCCAGAUGCCCCUCCCCCUUUUUGCCCUCCCUCUGCCAUGUUUUCCAUAUUUUGGAAUGUCGAUGUGCUACUUGUUGAUACUGUGCAUGAAUGAUAACAUGUCUGUAUAUAGUUAUAGAGAAUCGUAUCCCAUUCCCCCUGGAGUUGACAAAAAAAAUGGUUUGAAUGUUGUACAGAUUCAGGCUUUUAUUCAGUUUUUUGUUUCUUUAUGUACGUAGAGCUUAACGACGGUUUGUUUUUAAUUUAAACGAAGGCAGUGACGUCUUCUCGUUUCGAGUAACUUGCACAUGACUAAUUAAUUAAGGGUUAUUUUUGGUAAAAAGGCAAUAUCUGCUGUUAUUGAUUGAGAGAUGAGAUCUUUAAGGAGUUAUAUAUCUUAAAUAAAUAUUCUAUAGGGGAGUUGCAUGGGUUAUUUGUACAAAAAAAUAAUAAUAGACACUGCUUGCUACUUCAAAUACCGUGGCUGUAUUCUCAGAGAGAGGGCGAGGAAUACUGUAUGUACAUCUAAAGGUUAUUUUGUCAUUAAGGAGAUAAUAAUGAUGAUGAUGAAUAUUGUGUAUAUACUGUACAGUGUUAAAAGUGAGGUGGACUACAUGGCCAUCUGACCGUAGAGAGUUACUUCUACAUAUUUAUUUAAAGGAAACUAAAACACUCGCUACACUCAACAAUGACAUAUAUUGCCUUUUUUUUAGAAGUUGUUCGCUUGUUUCUCUCUCUCUCUGCCUCGCUCUCUCUUUUCUAUCUGUUCAUUUAUCCGUCUCCUUUCUUCCCUCCAUCGCUGUGGACGUAUAUCAGAUGGACUUUUGUCAAUCUUGUCACUGUUUAAUUCGUCGGCUCUGUCCGUCUGACGUUCGUCCGUCUGACGUUUGUCCGUCUGACGUUCGUCCGGCAGCUUCACACCUUCUUGUCGUUUAUCCCUCUUUUGUUUUUCCAUCUUCAUCCAUCCAUACUUACACUCAGUAUAUCUGCUCCACCAUUUGUCUGCACUCGAAUCCCCGUGUGUUCGAUUCCGAACGUCCGUCAUCUUUCCAAACUCAAUCCCCUCUUUUGUUCUUCUUGAUCCUUUCUUCCACCUCCACUCUUUGCCUCCAUCCAUCUCUCCCGUCUUUCUUUCCUCUCUCUCUUCUUCUCUCCGCUCUCACAGGGUGUAGUCGGGGGUUUCAUGUUUGUCGAUAUGAUUUGGUGUGUUUUCUUUUUGAAUGGAACAAUAACCACAAAUUAAAAUGUUGGGUAUAAUGAAGAUUUUUUUUUUUGCCACUGUUAAUUUUCUUUUUGUUUGGUUUUUGAAUUGAUUUGUGUUGAUCAACAUCUGAACGGAGGAACGUUGUGUGUGUGUUGCCACUAACUGUGACUGCUCUCCAUGGUACAUGGUACUUCUGAUAAAACCAAUAAAAUAAAGUUUGGGAUACCGUGUUUCAGAGA